Molecule: messenger RNA, 1390 nt
Organism: Camellia sinensis
Lineage: Eukaryota; Viridiplantae; Streptophyta; Magnoliopsida; Ericales; Theaceae
Source: RefSeq, a predicted model, not a curated record
UUUUUUUUUUUGCUCAUAACCGACUCCAACCUUGAAAUUGCAUUUUUGUGACAAAAUUAUCGAACUUGGACUGCAACAAGAAAAACAUGAUGACACUCUACCAAUGAUUCCAACGAAAUUAGUGGCCAUCCUCUUAUUUUCCCCAUUGUUUUCUCCACGUUUCACUCUCCAAGAAAUCUGUAAACUCGUCCCACCCUCCACCCAUUUUGCCACUCCUCAACCCCCACACACCCAUUGCCAAAGGUUCUCUAUUUUUUUGCUCCCUUCCCACAUUUCCAUAACUUCUCUUUCAGUCUCUCAAAUCCUCUGAACCAUAACCAAAACUACUAAAAUUAUUCAUUUUGUUUGUCCCAUCUUUUUUCCCACUACCCAAACAAGGCUAGCAUUCUCCUUUCUCCUCUAAACAAAGCCUAUAAGCUUCCUCAUUCUUCUUGGUUUUAGGGUUUAGCUCUAUGAGAGAUGGACCCUGGAGAGCUACGUCGAGUUUUUCAAAUGUUUGAUCGAAAUGGGGAUGGAAAGAUAACGAAGAAGGAGCUUAGCGACUCAUUAGAGAACUUAGGCAUAUUCAUACCCGAUAAAGAGCUCAUCCAAAUGAUAGAGAAGAUCGAUGUAAAUGGAGAUGGAUAUGUUGAUAUUGACGAGUUUGGGGCGUUGUAUCAGACGAUAAUGGACGAGAAGGACGAGGAGGAGGACAUGAGGGAAGCUUUCAAUGUGUUUGAUCAAAAUGGUGAUGGGUUCAUAACGGUGGAGGAGUUGAGGUCGGUGUUGCAGUCACUCGGGUUGAAGCAAGGAAAAACCCUAGAAGAUUGCAAGACGAUGAUAAAGAAGGUGGAUGUGGAUGGGGAUGGGAUGGUCAAUUACAAGGAGUUCAGACAGAUGAUGAAGGGUGGUGGUUUUGCUGCCUUGGGUUGAAGCUAAAAAAAGAAAAAGAAAAAUAAAAAAGAAAGAAAGAAAAUAAAAAACAAUAAAAAUGAGAUUUUGGGAAAAAGAGAGGGGGAUGAGGGAAAUUUUUGUGGGAGAGACUUGUUGAUUUUUAUACUCUCGUCUCAUUCUUUUAUAUGUUGCUUUUGAUGAUUUUAGUUUUGAGUCGAGUGUCUCUCUGAUACUUAAGCUCGUGGUCCCAUUAUUGACCACAUUUUUACGAUUUGAUUAGUACUUUUUGUGUAUAGAUGAUUUAUGAAAAAAGUUUGAUUAAUUUGAUGAUUGCAGUCACAUAAUUUUAUCUCGUCUUUAUUUUUUUAUUUUUUUUAUUUUUUAAAAAAAGAUAGAUGAUAUUUAUAUUUUUGAAAAUAAUUUUUUUAUUUUUUUAAAAACAAAUAUGAUGAAUCAUGUAAUUAAAAUUAUCUAAUUUAUUUGACUAUUUCAUCGAUGCUACACAUAAUCCACAAAA